Messenger RNA from Owenia fusiformis, 394 nucleotides. The record is from the annotation of a GenBank genome assembly. Lineage: Eukaryota; Metazoa; Annelida; Polychaeta; Sabellida; Oweniidae.
GCUGGCUUUAAAAUGGGCUCCUUUUUACUGUUCAUAUUGUUCAUAUGUGCUGUCGAGAUUACACCAUCAGUCUCAUGGUCAUCAUGCAGAGGUGAUUGUUAUUUUGGUGAUUAUUUGCUGGUAAGGCGCCACUACUAUCACCCAACAUGUCCGUUACUUUUAAAGCUACAUGGACAUUGGGCAGUCAAUUCUCAUGAGCCUUGUUUUUCUAAAGCCUGUGAACUUGGUGGCAACGUAGUGCACUUUAGGCGAGGGAAACAAUGCUUUAUAUACAAAUGUGAAUCAAAUGAGGCCAACACUGACUGGGACUACAAAUGGCAACACAGGGGAAUAUGGGGACUUGUAUACGCAAAACCUCAUCCUUCCACACCCAACUGCGCCAACUCCAUAUACA